CAAGGAUAAAUCUGAUGAUUAUUGUUAUCUUGUUGCUAUUUCAGUUCUGCAAAAAAAUCGAUGAAUAUUUUCUGAUGAAAUACAUUGUCGUAAUGUACUUUUUCAUCAAUCUUAGUAUUUAUUGUCAGUUUGAACCUUCCAAUAUCAACAACCGAAAUACUACUGAUACCGGUAAAACAUCUCGUUAGAUUCUGUAUAACACCACAAAAAACCAUUACUUAUCAUGGAAAAAUACUUUGCACGCUAACUGUUCAUGUGAAAAUGAAGGACGUACUUUAAUAUGUAUCUUGGAUGUGAGAAAUACAGUCUGCAGAAAACCUUAAAAAGAGAAUGAAAGGAUCCGUGGAUAGAGGUUGGGCUUGGAUUGUAUUAGCAGCAUGUUUUCUAAGAGCAUUCAUGGUGAUUGGCAUAGACAAAGCAUUUGGGAUGUUUUUCGUAGAAUAUAUUGAAGCCUUCGAAAGUGAUGCAUCAACGGUAUCUGUUGUAAUUUCAACACAACAAAUUAUGUAUAGCGUGUUUUCAUUCUUGAUACUGACCUUUGGAAAUAGAUUCUUUACUUUCCGACCUAUAAUAAUACUUGGGUCUGUUCUUAUGGCAGCGGGAUAUUUCCUAAAUGCAUAUGCACCAAAUGUACAAUUCUUAUUCCUGUCACAAGGAGUAUUAUUUGGUAUUGGCCAUGCUGCAUCAGCCGGGCCUUCUGUAGUAGUACUUAACUCAUAUUUUGACAAAAGAAGAGGUCUAGCCAACAGUUUAGCAAACUCUGGUGGUAGUCUAGGAGGACUUUUGCUUCCCCUGAUUAUACAGGCUCUUUUAGAAACGUAUGGACUACAAGGUGCUCAAAUUGUAGUUUCAGGGAUGCUUUUAAAUAUUGUUGUUUUUGGUGCAUUGUUAAGACCAUUGACAAACACUGUUCCACAAGAUAAAUUGAAUUUGGAAGUAAAGGUAGAAGAGGAUGAUGAGUCUAAAAAUGGAAACCACAUUAAAACUAACCUGAAUCAAGAAGAUAUGUAUUUCUCUGCUGACGAUAUAAGUAGAAAACUUAACCAAUCAGAAAAGGAAAAAAACGAAAACGAAAGGCUUUUGAUUGAACUUCCGCCUCCGAAUACUCAUUACAGGAAGAGGACGUUUUCAGAAAACUUACAUGAAUAUCGUGUUUCAACGGUCCCUCAUCAAACCGGGAGUCCGGAUUCAGCUGAUACGUCGAAGUUUGCGAAUUUGUCGGCCAUUUAUGGUAGUUUAGCGGAUGUGUCUUCCUCUGUGCAAAGUGUUUGCCUUGCAAAAAAUGUGGAAGUAACUAAACGAGAAAUAGAAGAUGAUGAAACUAAAACUGAAACUUGUUUUUCUAAGUACAUCUUGAGUGUUAUAAAUUUCAAGAUUUUACGAAAUCAUCAUUUGAAGCUGUUGUACCUUUUAGGUUUUCUCGCAAUUUUUAGUGCUAGAUUACAAUUGGCAUAUAUUCCACCAUACGCACGAGACUGUGGAAUUUCAGGCAGAGAAAUUUCAUACUUAGUGACCAUCAUUGGCACAUGUGACUUCUUUGGAAGGUUCGGAGUUGCUUUAAUUAUCGACUCCAAACGAGUGAAACUAAGUUCUAUUAUAUCAACAUCACUUUUCAUAAUGGGAGUAACAUGUAUGUGUAAUUCUUUUAUUCAUGAUUUCCACACAUUUAUAGCAUAUUGUGUUAUAUAUGGAUUAUUUGGUGGACUGUAUAAUUCCGUGGUAGCACUUUUACUGGUUGAUGCUGUAGGUCCAAAGAAUUUGUCAACUGCUUUGGCAUUUGUACUCCAGGUUCACGGAGUUUCAACAUCAGCAAUGGCGCCGAUUCUAGGUUACAUAAGAGACAGUACAGGAUCGUACACCGGAUCGUUCUACAUAAUGGGAGUUGGUAAUUUAUUGUCGGCGCUAUUAUUGUUGUUCGGUUUACCAAUAGCCAAGAAAAUGGAAUUGAGACGACAACAACGAUGUUUGUCUGAGACAACCAAGACUGACCAAUCAGCAGAGACAAUCAAGACUGACCAACCAGCAAUAGCUUAAUAUUAGAAUAAGUGUUCAUGACAUAACAAUUAAUUUGGAAGGCAAAGGUCUGACAGGAAAUUUCCAAAGAAUUACUGUUUUAUCAUAUAUUGUGCUGGUUCGUCAUAUAUAUCUAUAUAUUUUGACAUGUUUGUAGAUCAUGACUUUUAUUUUCAGUGUUGCAUUUAUCAGCCAUGCUAUACUUAUAGUACUUAUUUUAAUAAUGAUAAAGCGUUAAAAAAUAAUAUGUGUAUUUUCUAUGACAUCUUUGAAAAAAAUAAGGGGAAAGGUAGGGAUUGUUUUUUUAAUUUACCAUUUGUUUUACAUUGGGUCUAUUGUAGGGACAUUCUGACUUUAACGGUGCUUAUUGAAAAAUGCAAAAAAAAACCUUUAGGGUAGGCUAUUUUUUAGUUUCAAAAUAUGAAGGAUAGGGUAAUAGGAGACACACAUAUUUUUUUAUUUGGCCUUAGUUCAGUGUUCAUCAAACAAUUUGUUUGUUUGCUAAGUUAUAUCUAUACUAUUUAUACAUGUUUUAUACUUUAUUUAAGUUAGCAGAUAUAUGUGUCCUGUUUUUAAUAAAAUUCAAAGUUAGCUUUAAAUAAACUGUAUUAAUUAAUUGAAAGUUGAAUACUCGAACUCAAUAGAUGAAAAACAAAACAGCCUCUCGUCAAUACUAUUGAUAUUAAAGGGGCAUUAGCUGUCAAAUUCAUGUUCAGAGAUAUGACACAAAUUCUCAUAUUUGAUUUAUUAUAUACACGUACUAAAACGUAUAUCCAAGUCAUAAAAAGUCCAAAAUAAACUACUUAUUUGGCAG
Molecule: messenger RNA, 2827 nt
Organism: Mytilus trossulus (common blue mussel)
Lineage: Eukaryota; Metazoa; Mollusca; Bivalvia; Mytilida; Mytilidae
Product: monocarboxylate transporter 3-like
Exons: 5
Coding region: 331-2034 (567 amino acids)
Biological process (GO): transmembrane transport
Cellular component (GO): membrane
Molecular function (GO): monocarboxylic acid transmembrane transporter activity
Source: RefSeq, a predicted model, not a curated record